AUGUACGCUAUCGACAACAAGUUUCCAACGCAAAGUGAGAUGCUGACAACACUUAAACAAGAUGUUGGUGGAUUUCUGAAAGCAAUGCCCAAAACCAUCCCGCUCAAAUGGCUUGAAUUCCAGCAUAUUUUGCAGGAGAAUGGUAGGACAGCAGUACGAAUGAGUUAUACUAAGGUCUGUGAAGUCGCCACUAGCUGUGGAAUUUCCGUGAAGAAUCUGAUCCACACCCUCAACUACCUACAUGAUCUUGGAAUCAUUUUGUACUUUGAGAACAACAAACUACUGAAGGACACAGUUAUAACAAACACACGGAAGCUGAUUGACAUCUUCAGGAAAAUCAUCACAGUGGUGGAACCUGAUGACAUUGAUAAGUUGGCUUCAAUGAUCAAGCUGUGGAAUAAACUUGAUAAUGAAGGUAUACUGGAGGAAGAGUUAAUCAGACAUCUUUGGAGAGAUGAGAUUAGCGAAGAUGAAUCUAGCUUUGAGGUCUACUUGGAGUUGAUGAAGCAGUUUGGACUGCUCUGCGAGCAGAUCAAG
Molecule: messenger RNA, 537 nt
Organism: Anneissia japonica
Lineage: Eukaryota; Metazoa; Echinodermata; Crinoidea; Comatulida; Comatulidae
Product: malignant fibrous histiocytoma-amplified sequence 1 homolog
Exons: 3
Source: RefSeq, a predicted model, not a curated record